Molecule: messenger RNA, 2998 nt
Organism: Kockovaella imperatae
Lineage: Eukaryota; Fungi; Basidiomycota; Tremellomycetes; Tremellales; Cuniculitremaceae
Product: U3 small nucleolar RNA-associated protein 13
Exons: 7
Coding region: 201-2978 (925 amino acids)
Biological process (GO): endonucleolytic cleavage in 5'-ETS of tricistronic rRNA transcript (SSU-rRNA, 5.8S rRNA, LSU-rRNA); endonucleolytic cleavage to generate mature 5'-end of SSU-rRNA from (SSU-rRNA, 5.8S rRNA, LSU-rRNA)
Cellular component (GO): 90S preribosome; small-subunit processome; nucleolus
Molecular function (GO): protein binding; U3 snoRNA binding
Source: RefSeq, a predicted model, not a curated record
AUUCGUUUCACCACUUCCCUCUCGUUAUCACGAUUAUCGCAUCUCUAAUCGAUCUGCCGCAAAAAAAUAGUGCCCAUGUUACGUGCCUCGAUCCGCCACAAAUAGGCCUCUUCUUUACCGAUUACCGUUGAAAUUUUGGAGAUUGUUCAUCUCCCACUGCUCCCCUUUAAAGUCUUCUUUGGGGAGGCCAGCGAAGCAGCAUGAGCAACCACAAGAGAGCCCUGAAAACGAGCUACCGAGCCUCGCCUCGGUCUAUUCGACCUUUGUAUACUGGCGGACCAGUGAUACUGACUCGUGAUGGAUCAUGGCUGGUCACGACCAUGGACGAAGAGGUUUUGAUCACUGAUGUUGAGUCUGGAGCUGCUGUUGGAAGGGUCCGCGGAGAUGGAUCCGCCAUCACGUCUCUCGCUCUGAGCUAUCAUACUUCCCCGCCCACCCUUGUCACAUGCCACAUGAGCACCACAAUCCGCUUCUAUCCUCUCCCUGACGCUGGGUCUCAGUCCACAGCUUCUUCUUCGACGUCAGCACCGCUCUUGUCCUACUCUCGACAAUUGAACAAGGCUCACACAGCACCUAUUCUCGUGUCCACCGUGUCUCCAGAUUCCACACUGUUGGCAACCGGAUCCUCUGAUGGAGUAGUCAAAGUGUGGGACACGGCGGGAGGCUAUGUGACCCACAUGUACAGAGGUCACGGAGGUCCUGUCUCAGCAGUCAAAUUCUGGUUCAAUGACGAUAGAUCAAGGAUGGAGCUUUGGACCGGUUCGACAGAUGGCAAGAUUCGAGUCUUUGAUCUGUUGGACGCAAGCUCGAGGUCAAGGACCGGGGAUGGGAGUGCCAAGGCGAAGAGCGUUCUCACAGGACAUGAAAGCGUAGUGAGGGGGGUAGAUGUGAGCACAGAUGGCCGAUGGGCGGUCUCGGGCGGAAGAGACAAGGUCAUUCUGGUGUGGGACCUCGAAGAUGGGGGACUGCUAUCAAAGAAAGGAAAGCGCAAAGGAACAAGUGGACCUAGAAUUGUUCAGACUAUUCUGGCGCAUGAGCAGGUCGAAGCUGUCGGCUUGCUCUCACCGGAUCAACCAUUGCAAGGGAGCACCAAGACUCGUCUGCGAUGCUUUGCAGGUGGAGAUCAGGGGCUGGUCCGAGUCUGGGAUGUCAUCUCCGGAGAGGAAGUGGCGAAGAUGAAGGCGAUGGAGGGAGUCGAUGAGUCCUCAGAGGACGAAGAUGAGCAGCGCGGAGUUAUCAACGUCUUGUAUGAUGAAUCCUCCUCCUCUCUGAUAUCGAUUCAUGCAGAUCAAAAUAUUGUCUUCCACUCCCUCAUCUCUGGCUCCCGUCGGCAGAUUAUCGGAUUCAAUGACGAGAUUAUCGAUGCAACUUUCCUCUCUACCGAUUCGGAAACUACUUCCCCUUCCCACCUUGCACUGGCUACCAACUCUUCCCUCAUUCGGCUAUAUACCACCGACAAACUCGAUGCGAGGCUCUUGUCUGGUCAUAGUGACAUGGUCCUGUGUUUGGACAAAACUAGCGAUCACCGAUGGUUGGCGAGUGGAUCUAAAGAUAUGACUGCGAGAAUCUGGGGUCCAUCCUUUGCCGACGACUCAGACGAGACACGCUGGGAAUGCCUUGGUGUUUGCGAAGGGCACGCUGAGUCAGUCGGAGCCGUUGCGUUCUCUAAACAACGCAAUGACCGGGCAGUCAAGUUCAUCGUUACUGCUUCGCAGGACCGGACAGUAAAGCUGUGGGACUUAUCAGUCCUCGACCCAGAUUCGACCUCGAAUUCGUCGACCCCGAAGUUGAGAUCUUUGGUUACAUUGCGGGCUCACGAAAAGGACAUCAACUCGCUGGACGUUUCGCCCAAUGACAGAUUCCUUGUAUCUGGUUCUCAAGACAAGCUUGUCAAGAUUUUCGAGAUUGACUAUUCGACAUCGUCAUCCGGUGCGAAGGGCGGAUUGAAACUCGUUGGCACAUGUAAAGGUCACCGAAGGGGUGUAUGGACAGUCAAAUUCAGUAGAACGGAUAAGGUUAUAGCCAGCGGAGCUGCCGAUCGAACUGUCAAGCUUUGGAGUUUGGACGACUUCACUUGUCUUAAGACAUUUGAAGGUCACACGAACUCUGUGCUGAGAGUUGACUUUCUGACUCAUGGUAUGCAACUCGUCACGUCUUCGUCCGAUGGCUUGGUGAAGCUCUGGAAUAUCAAGGAUGAGGCCUGUGUCAGAACCCUGGACAAUCACGAGGACAAGGUCUGGGCCUUGGCGGUCUCCGCGGACGAAAAGACCAUCGUGUCGGCCGGCGCUGAUUCUCUCGCAACCUUUUGGGAAGAUUCGACCGAGGUCGAGCAAGCAGAGAGGAAUGACGCGGUCAUGAAGGCUUUCCAGAGCGAACAAGACUUCACAAACUAUGUCGCGCUGAAAGACUACCGCCGUGCGAUCCAACUUGCACUCGCAAUGUCCCAACCCGGUCGGCUUCUCAACCUCUUCACCAGCGUUCUCGCUGCGUCUCUCGCGUCGAACGAGGGCGAAAGUGGAGGCGCAGCCUACUCCGGUUCAAGGGAUAUCGACGAGGUGAUCCGGACUUUAUCUGGUUUGGACCUGACCAGGCUUCUGAAGCAUGUCCGAGAUUGGAACGCCAAUGCCAAGACGUCUGCGGUGGCUCAAGCGGUCCUCAAUGCUAUUCUGAAGUUGAAAUCGCCAGAAGAUAUUCUCGCAGCGUUCGACUCGACGACUCGCAUACCAAACCUCGACCCAGCGGAUACAAUAGAGGGUGCAGAUGACGAGUAUCAAGGUCGACAACGCAAAAAGGCGAAAAUAGACACUGUCGGCCUUCGAGAGCUGCUGGACGGAUUGAUUCCUUAUUCUGAGAGACAUUUCGCUCGUCUAGGUCGAUUGAUCCAGGAUAGCUACGUGUUGGAUUACGUUGUCGGCGAGAUGGAUGGCGGAAUGUUCGGUGGAGAAGUCAUGGAGAUCGAUGGUGGACUGGAGAAGUAGUCACUCAAUUACAGCGCGAA